AUGCAGGAGGUGGAAACGGCUGUCAACGUUAUUUUAGGCGCACAUCAAACGACAAAAGCAGAACUGGACAAAUGUCAAAAGUUCAAGGUGACUUCGAUGUAUGUCCACAAAAACUACAACCAGUCAACGUUGAAGGAUGACAUCGCUUUGCUUAGAUUGGAAACGAACGACCGAAUGCUUGGUGACAGGUUACGGCCAGCAAGAGUUUACGGACUACAACGCACCAACGCCGUUCCUGAAGCAAGUUCAUCUACCUAUCGUUGACACGAAAAAGGAUUGCGAAGCGUCAUACGUAAAAAACUUGGGGCCGAAAGCCAGCGAUCUGUUAGAUCUUAAAUUUGAGUUGUGUGCUG
This is a messenger RNA of Acanthoscelides obtectus, 353 nucleotides long. The record is from the annotation of a GenBank genome assembly. NCBI's taxonomy places the organism in Eukaryota, Metazoa, Arthropoda, Insecta, Coleoptera, Chrysomelidae.